Molecule: messenger RNA, 565 nt
Organism: Diaporthe amygdali
Lineage: Eukaryota; Fungi; Ascomycota; Sordariomycetes; Diaporthales; Diaporthaceae
Exons: 1
Source: RefSeq, a predicted model, not a curated record
AUGCGACAGCUCUUCGGGCCUUCUAAGCUAUCGACCCGAGAGGCAAUGUGGCACAUCUUCACUGGUCGUGGGCUGCCCCACCAGCAAUGGCCACUCCAGGUGGGGGAAGGGGAGAGCAAUUGUAGAUGGGAACGCGGUUCCGGCGAGGACCAGUUCGAGUUUGGAUACCGGCAAGUCUGGCUCUACGCCUGGCGGCAUUGGACCAAACUGAUCCCUGAGUGCCCCAAGAAAGACGACAAUGACUACACACCUGUGCCUCAGAGGCCCGACCCGAAAGCAUGGUAUGGUAUGGCGAGCCUAGCAGCGAGGGUUGGGUUUGAGUCGGAUGAGAUCGAGCGACUGCGCUCGUCGGAUCCGGAUCGCGAGAUGGCGCGGGAGGCGCUUUUCCGAGCGCGAGAUCCCGAACACUUUAAGUAUGAAGAUACUGCGCUUGAUGGAUACGUGGCUGAAAUCAGCAGGAUUUUCAAGUGUGCUUCAGAAAUGAUACCCGAGGAAACGAAGCCAGCAAUGCUAGUGCCGGGUCCUGGAGAGGAUGUCAAGAGGAGGAGCGGUCGUGUGUUUGCAA